UGGCCAUCACCAAGGAGAAGACGGCGCGCAUCAUCCCCAACGCGGUGGCCGUGGUGAGCAGCGAAGGCCGCCACGUGUUCGGCAGCCUGCUCAGCCGUGACUCGGCCUUCGAGACCAUGGUGCGCGUGUGGCGCAAGGAGAUCGGUCGAGACGAGCCCGAUCUCUCCUCGAACGGCAAGGAGGAGUGUAUCGACGAUGAGCCGGGUCUCCUCACGUCUCCGGGCGUGCUGAACGAUCUCUCUGACUCCACGGCCACCGAGGAGAAUGACUCGGCCGUCGACUUCACCCCUCCGACGCCCACGCUCGACCUGCAGCCACCUAGCGGCGCCAGCGUCAAGUUCGAGUCAUUGCCCGUCCGCUCGGCGGCGCCACAAGGAUCUUCCUCAGCAGGGACGCUGGCCGUGGUCCUGCAGGGUGGCCUGACUAGCCUGAUGGGCCACCUGCUGGGCAGCAGCCCGUCCCACCGCUCGACGAUGCUGCUGCUCGCCUGCAAUCUGCUGCUGCUGCUCAUCUUCUGCUCCUCCUACGCCUCCCUCACGCGCAUGGAGGAGAUCCAACGGCGCAUGGAGGGGCCCUACCAGCGGAUGGAUGGUCCCAACAGUCUGGAAGAAGCUGAGAAGACUCUGAACUUGCAGCUGCAACAGCUGGCAAUGGUGCGGAAAUCGCUGGAGACUCUGAGUGGCAUGGCGGCAAGCGGGCCGCAGGGCGACUCCGCCUAGCCGAGGGGCGCAGGGGGCGCCACGUGGCGGCGCCCUCCCUCACCGCCUCCACGGCGUCCGCCCUCGCUGCUUCGGAAGGCCCACACCUCAGUCGUAGCAUUCUAGCCGGCGCUCGGCCUGUUUAGUCGUGGACGAGCGCUUGGUGCGUCGACAUAGCUUUAACCGCGCCCCAUGUUUUCGUCUGUGAUGCCAGGCGACUUUCGCUGAAAGCUCAGCUUCCCGAGCGAAACACAGAUGUCGCGCUGUGCUAUAGCGUUGCCCACCGAGUCCUCGAGCGGUGGUGUUGUCCUGAGCUUGUUUAACGGUCGCUCGGUUGUGCGAGAUGUGCACUAGAACCUUGUCCUUGGGUGGAGAGUAUUCUGAGACAGAGUAUUUUCGUGGAUAGCGUGGGCGAAUGUUAUGAUGUUACGUCAGAAGUCUAUCGCGUGUUAUUCGAACGGACCGUCGUGACCCGUGGGAGGCUUAGGGGGCAUGUGCCAUAGCAUCGUAUUGUGCACAGAGUACCUAACAAUGUUUGGUCGUGGUGCAGGUUACGUCAGACCGCUGACGGGCGACAAUCCAGCCACAGUAUGUUUGACGUCGAGGAAUUUGCGCUGGCGGCAGUGGUGUCAAAGCCCCGAGCGCACGCUUUAGCGUGCACGGCCAAUGCUAAAGUGACGCUCGCGGCUCCUCCGCAGAAACUUUUCUCUCUCGUGUCUCGUGUUCACGCUCAUGGUCUCAGGCACCUCCGUCUCGGGAGAAGCCCCUCCAGUUCAGUCCUCGUGUCGCCCCGUCCGCUUCGCCUGGCCCGGAGCGCUCUCCCGCCUCCCUCGCUCGCAGGCGCCGUUGGUCGUGUCUUUGUGCGGCCUUUGCGUCUCCGGUCGGCCCCCGCUGGACCCGCGGGCAGGGAACGGCUUGGUCUGCGGCUGCUGGCUGGCCGGCGUCCCUAGACUGACCUGGGGUCAUCACUAGGUGGCCUCUGCCCGGCGCUGCGUCGUGCCUGGUGGGGUUGCUUCUGGUGCGAGCACGCCGUUGGCUGUUGUGGCACCGUCCGCGCCGCUAGGGGAGUCGGGGAUUGAUUGACUCGGGGAUUUGGGAGUCGGGGACACCCCGGGGCACAGGUCGGCUGUCCCCCGACGUCGGAGGAGAGGGGCGACUUGCGCUAUUCCCUGCCACCUCUCUGUACAGCCUCUGACACAGCCGUGUAUAUGCCAGCUGUCUGUGGGCGUGGAGACGUUUGGCUAGAGCCGCAUGCUUUUACGCUGCCGCCGCGUGUACAUGCUCCAGCAUUGGUACGCUGAGGACAAUUGAGCCCGCGUCGGAGGUAACACGAGAAAGUCGUCUUCACUGCUGGGGACGUCAAAUGCCUGCAGGGAUGAUUGAGCUGUUAGUUACACAUCUGUGGACGUGCUUCUCCUCUCGUUCAGAUGGCAUAAUGACCUGUUGUAUGACUGGUGAAGUUGAACCAGAGGCGUCCAGCGGGCAUACGCUAUCCAUGCCAAUUUCAUUUAUCCGACUCGGAACAGUGUCUCCGGUGCGGAGAUCACGCGGCCCAGGUCCUGCCUUUUGGUCCUGAGUGUCUUUUGGUCCUGCCUUUUGGUCCUGAGAAGUUUCCAAUGAAUAGGAUGAAACUCUAACCUGAGGAAAAGUAGGCACCAGCGUUAAAGUGCGGCGCUUUUAAGCUCCAGAUGGCUUGCGGAAUCUCCACCGAUGAAUGCGGGGCUGCUGUCCCCACGGGCAUGUGAGCGGGCCCGCACUGGAAGGUUUUCAUUUAUCCAAUCCACCUUCUAUCGGUGGGGUGCUUGCGAUGACCACCCACGUCCUGUCCUGCCCUCUCGUUUAUCAUUUCACAUGUUUUACCACCAGGUAAUGGAACUGAAAGGGUACUUAGACAUGUGGACUCAUUGCUUUUACUUUGAGAAUGCUCUUACAUUCUCUAAACAUUAACUUAACUGCAAAACGUAAAAUUCCAAAAAAGCUAAGCGUAACGUAAGUAAGCGGAAUGAGCAUAUAUUUUUGAAAGCCCUUCAAAUGCCCUCGGCUGUAAGACAUGGAUAACAUGUGCCUUUAAUUUUCUUCAGUCCUAUACCGGACCAAUGGCUCGAUGUCAGUACCCAUGGGUGGGGGUUACCCUUCCCGUGAAGGUUUAUUGUAGAAAACUAAACGACAUUACCUUCCAUUCUGCGCCUCUCCACCAACCUCAUUUCUACGCGCACGACUUUUGAAUGCGGCAAAACACAUUGCGUCGGGCGGGAUAUGAUUGGUUGUUGGCUGCAGGAUGCCGGAGAGACGUCCGAGAUGUGAGCAAUAACAAACACACGUCACAUUGGGGCGCUGUCACAAAUGCUGCGAUCUCACUCCACCAGAGUCUGCCGAGGCGGCCACUCCCGUCACUAACUAAUGAACGGGCCGGAGUUCGGCUACCCAGGCUGGCGUCAUGACGAAAAAGCGCUGAUGACGCUACAUAGCGUUGCUCCAACUCGUGCCGCUGGGUUUACUGUCUACUUAAAGUGUUUAAUGUGCAUGUGUAUUUGUGUUGAUGGACGUAUGCAUGUUGAUGAGCACUUUAAAACGGAAGCACCGGUUUAUUUCCAGUGAGGGUUCCGUUUGGAUUAAUGUCGCCGAUUCAGUGAGGCUUGUAAAUGACUGUGAUACAUUUACCCAAUCAAUAAAGGCACCGAGUCAAAACAUG
This is a messenger RNA of Pollicipes pollicipes, 3390 nucleotides long. Its product is annotated as putative membrane protein C20F10.07. Lineage: Eukaryota; Metazoa; Arthropoda; Thecostraca; Pollicipedomorpha; Pollicipedidae. Gene Ontology annotation, biological process: intracellular sterol transport. Gene Ontology annotation, molecular function: sterol transfer activity; sterol binding. Gene Ontology annotation, cellular component: endoplasmic reticulum membrane; plasma membrane; endoplasmic reticulum-plasma membrane contact site. The record is from RefSeq and is a predicted model, not a curated record.